CGCGUCAUAUCUGCCUCCUGUAUAUAUGCAUUGCAAAUCCUCUAGGUACAUACUCGUCGUAGAUACCUGUAACACACUGUAUCUGUGAUGAGCCACUCCACAUCUAGCCAGAAUCUGGAAUCUUCGAAAUGUGCUUACAUGGAACUUGCAUUGUUGCUCGCCUUGUCUGGUCUUGACGGACUCAUCGACAGCUGCUUUGGGCCAAGUCUACAUGACCUUCAGUGCCUGUAUUGCGUCAGUGUUCAGACCAUCAGCACCCUGUUUCCCUUGUACGCUGGCUUCAAGACAGCAGGCAGUGUGCUCUACAUGCCUCUGUAUGCAGUGUUCAAUGUGUAUACACUCAUGAUGACGUGCGUCCUUGUCAGCAGUUGCCUUGUAAUCGUGAUACCUCUGUGUCCCUCCUUCUGGUUGGCUGCAGCUGCAAGUUCUGGGUUAGGACUAACUGGUGGUGUUGUAAACAGCGCAAGAGUUGCCAAAAUUGGGGAAUUUGGUCAAGAGAAAGCCACACCCUUCCACUUGAUGGGGAUAGCAAUGUGCACUGGAAACAUCCUAGGACCGUUGAUUAUCUCACCUUUCCUCACCAACACAACCUGCCAAAGCGAGGCUAUCAACAUCACAAGUGACUUCGUCAUGACGCCAAUCGAAUUACGAAGCUCAGAGUCAAACAUAGCAUAUGCAUAUGUGAGCUUUGCAUCAUUCGGAGCACUUCUAGUUGUCUUCUUGGCUGUUUUACGUUAUCAUCUAAGAAAGAGCUCCAAUAAGGAUUCACACCAGAAGAACAAAUAUACCUUUGGAAAACUGAAUAAUGUAUUUGUGAGCUUGCAAAUAUUUAUCAUAUUCAUAGGAGGUGCCGCAAACUUCGUAUACGGUACCCAACUCUUGCUAUUUGGAACCAGAAGCAAUCUCAAAAUAUCUAAGACAAUAAUGUCACUGAUGACGUCAUCGUUUUAUGCGGUCACAUUGUUAGGGCGUGUCGUAGGCGUACUUGUAAGCUUAGCAGUGUCACAAGCAUGUUUAGUCACAUCGUGUUUGGUCGGAAGUUUAGUUGGAUCAGUUUUUCUAGUAUUUACUGCAGAAAAAAGUGUGGAAUUCUUAUGGGCAGGGUCCCAUUUUCUUGGACUAUUUUAUGCUCCGUUAUUUGCUGCUCUCCUGGCAUGGUGUGGAGAAAAUGUUACACUGAAUCAUACGUUGUACGUCAUCGUUAUACUAUUUGACUUGGCAGGAACAUCAUUGAUAGCUCUUAUUAUUGGACAAAUGAUGUGUGACAUUGAACCACAUAUGCUCCAUUAUUCCAUGGUGACUAUAGUUGUUAUACAGAUAAUGGUAUUCCUCUGUCUCUUCGUUAUCGCAAAGUGGAUACGAAAAAAGACGGAAGGCGAACACACAUCCCUUACUGCUGCAGGAAGUGGAUAAGAAACACCGAUGUUCUUCUGGGUUACAAUUGGUCCUCAGCAACCCAUGCUUGUUGUAAGGGGGUCGGUUGGUGAACAUCGCUGACUUGGU
Haliotis rubra (blacklip abalone) is the source of this 1503-nucleotide messenger RNA. Its product is annotated as major facilitator superfamily domain-containing protein 4A-like. NCBI's taxonomy places the organism in Eukaryota, Metazoa, Mollusca, Gastropoda, Lepetellida, Haliotidae. The record is from RefSeq and is a predicted model, not a curated record. The coding region runs from base 88 to 1413 and encodes 441 amino acids. The transcript has 3 exons.